CGCCAUGUUAGAUAGUCGUCACUGGUUGACAGGGACUGGGAGGUGAUCGGACCUGUUGACGUGGGCGUGGCCGUAGCGCACACACAACACGCGGUUUGUCAACUCGGAGGGUCUAACGGAUCUAGACCGUGACGUAUGGACUUCAGUGUGACGACCACGUGGGACGGCGAGAGUGUCACACAUCCCCCUGUCAGGAUCAAGCUCUCCGCACAUGAAGAUGGGUGUCUCAUGACAGUACGCGCCCCACUCUUCAAUGACCCCCCUGCCCCGCCCAGGGAGAGAGGGGCACCUGUUCCAGGACUGUGGGACUAUGAAGUUGUGGAGGCGUUCUUCUUAAAUGACCAUGAUGAAUAUCUAGAGGUGGAGUUGUGUCCACAUGGACAACAUUUGCUGCUUCUUCUGAAGGGUCGUCGCAACAUUGUCCAGGAGCAGCUCCCCCUACAGUUCACCGCCAACAUUGACGGCGACACAUGGACAGGGGAGACAACUCUCCCUCGCAGUUACUUCCCCUCUUGUGUGACACGGUUCAAUGCGUACGCCAUUCAUGGCUCGGGGGACAAGCGGGUGUAUGAAGCUCUGUAUCCUGCCACCAAAGGGCAGUUUACAGAUCCAGACUUUCAUCGCCUCGAGUUCUUCCAGAACAUCGACAUGUCCUCCGUCCUUAAGUCUAACACCAAGGGAUACACGUCGGAUAUAUGGAGCAAGCACACAGAGACGGGGUCAUGACCUCCACACUCACUACCUCACUCACUCACUCAACGGGGAUAAGAUGCAUUUAGUGACCUAGGAUUGAGCCAGUGGUGACACAGUUAGCUCACAAGGAUCAGCGUAACAUUGUCAGAGUGUUUGGUCAACACUGCCUUGAACACUGUUUAAAUAAUAUCACAGCAUGUCAGGUUUAUCGGGGAGAUGGAUGCGGGUCUCAGAUGUUGUCCACUUUGAUGCAUCCCAUGAGCUGGGGCUGCCUUAUCACAAGCAGGAGGAACAUUAGGACAAGGAUGUUAUCUGCCUAUAAAAGUCCAGUUGGCGGUACACAUGCUUUGCAAAUCCUGCAGUCAACCGAAAUCUGCACAUUGAAAUUCAUGUUGUUUAUGAACUGGAUGUCUAGUUUGUUACCUAAUUUUGAUUGGACUGU
This is a messenger RNA of Haliotis rufescens (red abalone), 1135 nucleotides long. Its product is annotated as UPF0462 protein C4orf33 homolog. NCBI's taxonomy places the organism in Eukaryota, Metazoa, Mollusca, Gastropoda, Lepetellida, Haliotidae. The transcript is spliced from 6 exons. The record is from RefSeq and is a predicted model, not a curated record. Bases 136 to 726 code for a protein of 196 amino acids.